Guillardia theta CCMP2712 is the source of this 1350-nucleotide messenger RNA. RefSeq lists its product as hypothetical. Gene Ontology annotation, cellular component: nucleus. The annotation marks the transcript as partial. Gene Ontology annotation, molecular function: nucleic acid binding; RNA helicase activity; ATP binding. Gene Ontology annotation, biological process: maturation of 5.8S rRNA; RNA catabolic process. The transcript is spliced from 5 exons. The record is from RefSeq and is a predicted model, not a curated record. NCBI's taxonomy places the organism in Eukaryota, Cryptophyceae, Pyrenomonadales, Geminigeraceae.
UUUCCAUUCGAGCUCGACCCGUUCCAGACGGCAGCGAUAGAUUGCUUGCACAGGGAGGAAUCUGUCCUAGUGGCCGCACACACUUCAGCAGGUAAGACGGUCGUUGCGCAGUAUGCGAUCGCUCUUGCGAUCAAGCACAAUCAGAGGGUGAUAUACACGACGCCCAUCAAGGCGCUUUCCAAUCAGAAGUAUAGAGAUCUGGGGAUGUUUUUCUCGCAGCAGGACAUCGGGCUCAUGACAGGAGAUGUGACGGUGAACUCCGAGGCGAACUGCAUCGUGAUGACGACGGAGAUUCUGAGGAGCAUGCUGUAUCAUGGUUCAGACGAGCUAAGGGAAGUUGCCUGGGUCAUCUUCGACGAGGUCCAUUACCUCCGAGACAAGGAGCGCGGCAGCAUCAUCUUGCUUCCGAUACAGAUCAAGCUCGUCUUUCUAUCCGCAACCAUCCCAAACUCCUUGGAGUUCGCCCAGUGGGUUGCAAACCUCAAGGGCCUGCCGUGCAAUGUCGUCCAGACAGACUUCAGGCCGACUCCUUUGCAGCACUUCAUGUUUCCCGCAGGAGGGAAUGGCAUUUUCCUCAUCCUGGACGAAGCUGGGAACUUUCUCGAGGAUAACUUCAUCAAGAUGAUGACUCUGCAGGACAGCCGCGCGGAGUCGAAGACCAAGGGGAAGGAGCAGCCAGACAUCAUCAAGCUUGUCUCCUUCGUGGCUGACCGCGGGAUGUGCCCUGCGAUCGUGUUUGCCUUCAGCAGGAGAGAGUGCGAGGCCCUGGCGCUGCAGACUUCAAGGUGCAAGAGCCUGAGGCUGGUGGGGGAGAGCCAGGUUCUCUCCAUCAAGGAGGUGUUCGAGAAGGCACUGCAAGGCCUCGCCAAGGAGGACCAGGAGCUUCCUCAGAUUCAGAACAUUCUCCCGCUGCUCUGCUGCGGGAUCGGAGUGCACCACUCCGGCCUUCUUCCCAUCCUGCGGGAGCUGAUUGAGAUCCUUUUCCAAGAAGGUCUUGUCAAGGUGUUGUUCGCAACGGAGACGUUUGCUCUCGGGCUGAACAUGCCAGCCAAGACCUGCAUCUUCACAAACUGUCGCAAGUUUGAUGGGCAGGACCACCGAUGGAUCUCGUCGGGCGAGUACAUUCAGAUGGCAGGGAGGGCGGGGAGGAGGGGAAUCGACGACAAGGGCUGUGUUAUCACCAUGUUCGACGAGCAUCUGGAGCCUGAGACGGCAAGAGACAUCUUAUGCGGUCAACCCUCGCCUCUUGUCAGCACGUUUCAUCUCAACUACAAUAUGAUCUUAAAUGCUAUGCGGAGCUCUGGUGUCGAUCCGGAAAAGAUCAUUACGAAAUCUUUCCACCAGUAUCAA